This is a messenger RNA of Talpa occidentalis (Iberian mole), 534 nucleotides long. Its product is annotated as patr class I histocompatibility antigen, A-108 alpha chain-like. The transcript has 5 exons. Gene Ontology annotation, cellular component: external side of plasma membrane. Gene Ontology annotation, biological process: immune response; positive regulation of T cell mediated cytotoxicity; antigen processing and presentation of endogenous peptide antigen via MHC class I via ER pathway, TAP-independent. The record is from RefSeq and is a predicted model, not a curated record. Bases 19 to 534 code for a protein of 171 amino acids. Lineage: Eukaryota; Metazoa; Chordata; Mammalia; Eulipotyphla; Talpidae. Gene Ontology annotation, molecular function: signaling receptor binding; peptide antigen binding.
ACCUCAGCAGUGCUGGUCAUGGGGCCCCCAACCUUCCUCCUGCUGCUUCUCUCCGGGCCUCUGGCCCCCACAGACCCCUGGGCUGGCUCCCACUCUCUGAGGCUUUUAGAAACCGCGACGUCCUGGCCCGGCCUCGGGGAGCCCUGGUACUUCGCGGUGGGCUACGUGGACGACACGCAGUUCGGGCGGUUCGACAGUGACUCUCCGGAUCAAAGGGUGGAGGUGCUGGCGCCCUGGGCGGAGCAGGUGGGGCAGGAGGAUCAGGAAGAGGAGACGCGGAACCAAAGACUCUCGGCGCAGAGGCUCAAAGCGCUCCUGGAGGACCUGCGCGGCUACUACAACCAGAGCCGGGACGGACCUGCGCUCCUGGACCCCCGCGGACUCGGUGGCUCAGAUCACCCAGCGCGAAUGGGAGGAGGAAGGUCGGGCAGAGCAGGACCGGAGCAGCCUGGAGGGCAAGUGGACAAGGAGGAAGUUACAUCAGGUUCCAAGCAACUGCAGUACCAGGGCUCUGAAGUGUAUCUCAGUCCCUAA